AUGCAAAGAGCAUCCAUUAUCGCGGAGCAUGUCUCCCCAGCCCCUCCUCAUUCCAAGGUGCUCACUAUUGUGGGCGGCGGCAACUCGGGCCACGUGUGUGCCUCUCUCGUCCACGGCAACACCAAAGGCCGAGUCCGUGUCCAACUGCUGACCACCAAACCAGAGGCUUGGAUCAGUUCACCUGUGGUCCGCUUCCCCGAUGGAUGUAAGGACUACCUUGGGGCUCUCGCAGUCGCCGCCAGGGAUCGUCAUGGUUUUCUUGUUCCAGCCUCGCAAGAAGGCCUGGUCGAUAAGGUUUCGUCGGAGCCGAGCGAAGUUCUGCCCAAUGCCGACAUAAUUCUGUGGACUGGUCCAGUCAAUGCCACCAAAGAGGCCUUUGAAAUGAUGCAGCCGUUCAUCAACACUGAGAGAACAGUAGUCGGCACUAUCUUCGCCCAGGGCCUUGUGCACGUCUUGGCACAUAGGGUUUUCGGACCCGGGAUAAAAUUCUUCGCUCUCCGUAACAUCCCUUGGCUGUGCCGGACAAUCAAUGUCGGUCGAGAGUGCGAAAUAGUAGGCCCCAAAUCAAGCAUCGAGUGUGCCGUCAUAAACUUGAGCUCUCAGUGGGUGCAGGGAAACAUACAGCCGCUGUUCGCAGUGCAGAGUGAAGGUAAAAGUGCUGCAACUUGCUGGAGGCAUGUUCCAGUAGGCUGUUCACAACCCAGCAUCCACGUCAUUGAGGACUUCUGUCCAAUUGUGUUUAACCCGGCGAAUCAGAUCAUCCACCCGGCAACAUACUGGGGCAUCUUCAGAAAAUGGGCGCCCGGCAAGAACUUGAAGGGAGAAUCUCGCCCUAGGGCGUGGCUUUACCGCGACAUGGAUGAGCUAAGUGGUCAUGUCCUCGAGGCGAUGGAUGAGGAACUCCAGGCUAUCAAGUCGGCCUUUUUCCAAGCGACCGGUACCCGACUGGGACAGGUCACUCGAUGCCAGACGGGAACGCCCUCAGGCCGAGAGUCCUGCUUGAAGAUCUUGCGAUUGAGGGACAGACUCUUGGUACAGUAUGGAGACCAAAUUAAAGACAAGAGUACCCUGGCUAAGAUGGUUGGGACUAAUCAGGCUUAUUCGAUGGCCCGUACUCCGGGAGUAGCACCGAACCCCAAGCAUCGGGUGGUUGUGGACGACAUCGGUUGGGGUCUCUGUGUCCUAGUCUCCAUUGCUGAACGUCUAGGAGUCGCAACAACUGUGAUGAAGAUGAUGAUAGAAUGGCAUCAACGGAUCAUGGGCAAGGAAUUUCUCGUAAAUAAUAGGCUAUGUGGCCGAGACUGCGCUGAACUUGUACGUGACUCGAUGCGCAGGAGACCCACUGGAGCUCGUGUCAACGGUGCUCUCGGCACCCUCUCAUCUCAUUAA
Molecule: messenger RNA, 1389 nt
Organism: Perkinsus marinus ATCC 50983
Lineage: Eukaryota; Perkinsozoa; Perkinsida; Perkinsidae
Exons: 10
Coding region: 1-1389 (462 amino acids)
Molecular function (GO): oxidoreductase activity
Source: RefSeq, a predicted model, not a curated record